AUGGAGAUUGGAGCCUUCGAUGUUCUUCCUAAUGAUCUAGUGGUGGAGAUUCUUGCUUCAGUCGCCGCCAACUCCAUGGAUGAUAUUUUCAAUGCAAAACUAAGUUGCAAGAUGUUUAAUGAAUUGGCUGAAGAUGAUUAUAUAUAUCGACGAAUAUCACUCAACAAAAUUUCAAGGAUAUUAUGGAGGCACCCCAAAGAAGGCAAUGCCUUUAUUCAGAGGUGUAUCAAAUGCGAUAAUGUGGAGGCUUUGUAUAGACAAGGAUUGUAUGAAUAUGUAUGUCUCACAAAGGUGGAGUCAGGAAUGGAGUUACUGUCGAGAGCCACGCAAAUCGGGCACCUUGGAGCUUCCUAUGUUGUCGGGCUCCUCCUCGUCGCCGAGGGCGGCGAGUUGAAGAAGGAAGGAGUCCGCUUGCUGAGAAAAGUCUACUCGAGCGGGCAAGUGGUGGAAUGCCGCAAGAUGUAUGUAGACACCGUGCACAACAUGUGGCAGAAUAACCCGAUUAUCUUCAAAGAAGAGCUUCCUGGCUGUGACUGCCAGAUGAAGACUGAACAUUGCAAGAGGAGAGGAUGGGUGCGCGACAUCGACUAUUAUGACGACACUGAAUGCGAACAAUGCAUUUGCCAAGCGGAGAAAGAGAUUCUCUACAAGUAUUGCAGACACCCGUGA
Messenger RNA from Syzygium oleosum, 669 nucleotides. RefSeq lists its product as uncharacterized. The transcript has 3 exons. Lineage: Eukaryota; Viridiplantae; Streptophyta; Magnoliopsida; Myrtales; Myrtaceae. Bases 1 to 669 code for a protein of 222 amino acids. Gene Ontology annotation, molecular function: protein binding. The record is from RefSeq and is a predicted model, not a curated record.